AAAGUCUGUGGCCAAGGAAUCGGACGCCAUCCAGCUGGUGAAAGAUUUCACUGCACUAUGCAGCAAAGGUGGGUUCCAACUCACUCAGUGGGUCAGCAAUAGCAGGGCAGUUUUAGCAUCAAUCCCCAAAGAACACAGAGCAAAGGAAAUCAAAACACUGGAUCUCGACAAAGACAGUUUGCCCAUUGAAAGAGCACUGGGACUGCAGUGGUGCGUGGAUUCUGACCAUUUCCAAUUCAACAUCAACCUGAGCCAAAAGCCACACACCCGCAGAGGCAUACUCUCUGUUGUUAGUUCCAUCUUUGAUCCACUAGGCUUUCUUGCUCCUCUCAUUCUCCCAGCUAAGCAGUUGCUACAAGAGCUCUGCCAGCGAGGCUUCGGAUGGGAUGAGCCUCUGCCCCAGCCAGUGUCUGAAAAGUGGAUGGAAUGGACCAACAGCCUGGAUAGGAUCAAAGGCUUCAGUGUGCCACGCUGUUUGAAACCAAAGGGCUAUGGAAUGACAAGCCAUGCCGAGCUUCACCACUUCGCCGACGCCAGUGAGAGUGGCUAUGGCUCAGUCAGCUACAUCAGACAGUUGAACCAGCAGGAUGUCAUUCACGUCACUUUGGUCCUUGGAAAGUCCAGAGUUCUUCCCCUUAAGAACAUCACUGUGCCACGACUGGAGCUGGCAGCUGCAGCUUUGCUGGUGAAGGUAGAUAGAAUGCUGAGAGGAGAGUUACAGCUUGACCUAAAGCCUUCAUGUUUCUGGACUGAUAGCCAAACAGUGCUCAAGUACAUUGCAAAUGGCCGAGCAAGGUAUAAGACCUAUGUAGCCAAUAGGGUCUCACUGAUUCGGGACAAUACAGACCUGUCCCAAUGAGGAUACGUAAGCAGCAAGGACAAUCCUGCUGAUGAUUCAUCCAGAGGAUUGAAUGCAGGAAGAUUCAUGGAGCAAAGGAGAUGGAUACAUGCCCCUGAAUUCUUAUGGAACACAAAGGAAAGUUGGCCAGUGGAGGAAGUAUUGGACUCUGUGUCACAGGACGAUCCAGAGGUCAGGAAAAGUGCUACUGUAUUGGAAGCAGUAGUGAACCCUGCGACACCCACAGACCAGCUUAUUUCGUUCUUUUCUGACUGGAGGAGACUACUCAAAGCAGUGGCAUGGUAUCUCAGACUGAAAAAGAUGUUGAUGAUGAUUGUGAAAAGAGGAAAGGAGCAGCCCUCGUCUCAAGUCAGCACCCGCUCAAGCAGGAAAAAGGUGAGGAUACAAAUUGAAGAUUUCAGGACCUACCUUGGUGGGCAGCUCCUCACUGUUGAAGAUCUUGCAGAGGCAGAAAGGUCAGUCGUCACAUACACCCAAGGACAAGCCUUCGGUGCUGAAAUUGCAACACUGGAGAUGAUCCCACCUAGAGUGCACAAGGGCAGUAAGAUCUGCAGGCUUGAUCCUGUCCUAGACGAGGGCAUUCUGAGUAGGUGGCCGACUGCACAAAUCUGCAAUGCCUGAGGAAACCAAACACCCCUGCAUCUUGCCCAAAGACUCGCACAUCUCAAUACUGCUCUUAAGACACAUCCAUGAACGCUGUGGCCACAAUGGCAGAAACCACAUGCUAUCGGAGCUCCGGAAAAAGUACUGGAUUUUAAAAGGCAACUCAGUUGCCAGGAAGGUGCUCUCAAAAUGUGUCAUGUGUCGACGUUCGAGGGGCAAGGCAAGUGAACAGAAGAUGGCGGAUUUGCCAUUAGAAAGAAUCCUACCUGACCUCCCUCCAUAUACCAAUGUCGGGUUGGACUACUUUGGCCCGUUUGAAGUGAAACGAGGGAGAACUGCCAUCAAAAGAUUUGUCUGCAGGAGGGGCCAGGUGAAGCACAUCAGGUCUGAUAAUGGAACAAACCUGGUGGGUGCACACGGAGAGCUCAAGAAGGCCCUGAAGUCACUGAACGAGAGGAAAAUCCAAGAUGCUAUGCUUCCAGAUGGAAUCGAAUGGAGUUUCAAUCCACCAUCAGCAUCACACCAUGGCGGAGCCUGGGAAAGGCUCAUAAGAUCUGUCCGCCAGGUGCUGAACUCUACUCUCCAUCAACAGUCCAUCGAUGAUGAAGGCCUCCAAACGCUGUUUUGCGAGGUGGAGGCAAUCCUGAACAAUCGUCCUCUCUGCACAGUGUCCUCAGACCCACAUGACUUAGAGCCACUGACCCCAAAUCACAUCCUGCUAUUGAAAGCCAACCCAAUCCUACCCCCUGGAACCUUCUUGAAGUCCGACAUCUAUGCCAGACGUCGCUGGAAACAGGUCCAGUACAUGGCCGAUCUUUUCUGGCAAAGGUGGACCAAAGAAUAUCUUCUGCUGCUGCAGGAGAGGCAGAAAUGGACUUCACUAAAGAAGUGUCGGAGACAUUGUCCUGGUCGUUGACCCCACUGCUCCUCGAGGGUCCUGGCCAUUAGGAAGAGUGCUGGAGACGAAACCUGAUGCAAGGGGUCUAGUGCGGUCAGUGAAGCUCAAGACAAAGACUUCAGUCCUUGAGAGGCCCAUAACCAAGCUGUGCCAAAUCCUUGAGUCUGAAGAGUGACCAGGGUUCCUGAUCACAUUAGAAAGGAAUGUAAUGUAUACAUGAUUUCAUACCUUCUCUAAACCAUUAUGCAUUGCAUACUUCUGAAAGCAUUAAGUGCUUAUUUAAUUUAUUGAUAAAUUGACCCCUCUUUUGGCUCCUUUCAUGUUAAUUUAAGUAAUUGAUUCUAUAGAGAACAAUUAGGGGCCGGUGUGUAGGAGCCGCAUUUAAGUUUUUGUAUUUGGAAUGAUUUAUUGAUUUUUUCCCUUUUUGUGGAAUUGUGAGUGUGCGCCCUCUAUAGGUGGUGACAGUGCCACCCUUGAAAUGGCUGCCAGACACGCAUGACGGGGAGAAGGCGGGCGCAAUUACCGUCAUUGACCUCAGUGCUGAGGCCGUGAACCACGCUGUCUCCGUUUGGGCCUGUUCAGCUUGUUGCAGCGUUUAGUUAUUCGGACUUUAAAACUGCAAUUGCAUCCUUACUUUUUGUGACAAUUUUUAUACAAUAAAACCGGCAACAUUGGAUGGUCAAACUCCCUUUGCAUUGGAUUAUUGGACAGAACUGCUAAUCUUGACAUUGCUUCUCCUGCUUUCUCCAUGGUGGUAAAAUCAACUAGGAUAUAGGAAUAGGAUCUAGGGGUUUAAAGGAAAAAACUCGAAACUGUUUUUGCCACUACACAAUGAAUAUAAAAAAGUAAAGUGGAAAGUAGAGUGCAAGAUGCAAAACAGG
Clupea harengus (Atlantic herring) is the source of this 3241-nucleotide messenger RNA. RefSeq lists its product as uncharacterized. Bases 1473 to 2378 code for a protein of 301 amino acids. The record is from RefSeq and is a predicted model, not a curated record. The transcript has 2 exons. Lineage: Eukaryota; Metazoa; Chordata; Actinopteri; Clupeiformes; Clupeidae.